GUAUGGAAGUAUGCGAUUCCGGACGCAGCCGUUCUUUCGCUGAUAUCCGCCCACUUGCGGCAUAAGCCUUUCCUACUUGCGGGUACCCGCCCACUUGCGGUAUAAGCCCCACCUACUCACGGUUCUCCGGUCUGCAGAGAUACAUACUUGGGGCGGGGAGACAGACAUAUAGAACAUGGACGUUGGUUUACUGCCAUCCAUUUUGUAGGUUAUAUCAUCAGUUGCCUAUAUUACUGCUUUCAGUCGUAUUGAUCUGUAUAGUCAUUUAACAAUGGGUCAGUGUGGUGUAACCUCAUCAAAGACUGUACUGGUCUUCCUCAAUCUUAUUUUUUGGGCUGCUGCUGGGAUCCUGUGUUACGUUGGUGCCUAUGUCUUUAUUACAUAUGAUGACUAUGACCACUUCUUUGAAGAUGUCUACACCUUGAUCCCAGCUGUUGUCAUCAUUGCAGUGGGCACACUCCUCUUCAUUAUUGGCUUAAUCGGAUGCUGUGCCACAAUCAGGGAGAGUCGUUGUGGACUGACCACGUUUGCCAUUGUGCUCAUGCUGGUGUUUGUGACUGAGGUGGUUGUGGUUGUGCUCGGCUACAUUUACAGAGCAAAGGUGGAGGCGGAGGUCAAUCAUUCAAUCCAGAAGGUGUACAAUGAAUACAAUGGCACGAACACAGAUGCUCCAAGUCGUGCUAUUGACUAUGUUCAAAGACAGCUUCAUUGCUGUGGAAUUAGCAACUACUCAGACUGGAAAAACACACGCUGGUUUAAUGAGACUCGGAACAACAGUGUACCUCUGAGCUGCUGCAAACCCAACGUGAGCAACUGUACUGGCUCCCUCUCUCGUCCUGGAGACCUUUAUCCCGAGGGAUGUGAAGCUUUGGUUGUGAAGAAACUUAAGGAGAUCAUGAUGUAUGUUAUCUGGGCUGCACUGACAUUCGCUGCAAUUCAGAUGCUCGGGAUGCUGUGUGCCUGUGUUGUGCUGUGUCGUAGAAGCCGAGAUCCUGCAUAUGAGCUUCUGAUAACUGGAGGGACAUAUGCAUAAAGAGUAACAGUUGAGAGAAUGCACACACAGGACUUAAGGUUCUGUUGGUGUGUGAUGGCACACAGGUCAUUUUCUCUUUCAGCUGCUCAGCUUUUAAUCACUCACACUGUGUGCUGGUGAUGGGUGAAGUAAAUUCUUUUAUUUAUUUAUGUGGUACUUUUAAAUUUUGUUCUAAAUGUUUUGAUUGUAAACAACCUAUUAUUUGUUUCUAAAUGAGAAGCUCAUAAGAUUUUUAUUGAGUCAUUUCAAUUAGAUUGAGCCAAUUUGCUUAUGUAAAUGAUGGCAUUAUUGUGUUGAAAAAAGUAAGGAUUUUAUGUUUUCCUUCAUGUGUUGGUUUGCAGUAUGUGUAUGGAUAUUUAUUUUAUUCUAGCACAUUAUUCCUUCUGUGUAAGGUUUGCUUUGCAGUGUGGCAGUCAAAGCUUUGCCACCCACCCAUCACCAAAAAAAUCCUGGCAGUGCAAAUGCAAGCAUCCAGUUGUCUCUCCUGUCAUUACUGGUUGCUCAGCAACAUUGAUCUAUACUUGCAAAAUUGAACUGCUGAUAAAUUAACCCUUUUUUACCCAACUAACAUUGUUUUUGUGGCUACUCUUGAUGCACUACCUACUAUGUACUUAACUAUUUUAUCUUUGUAUUCUUUCUUCCCAUGCUUCUAAUAUUUAGUAUUCUGAUGAGUUGUAGAUUUUAAAGUUGGUUUAAGAACAUGUAGCGAUGUAGAACAAUAACAUUUGAAAUAAAUGUAAAUAGAUGAAUGGAUAAAUAAACAUUAAUUAAACAUGACAAAAUUUUUACAGGGAAAUAAUGUUGUCUUAAGUUUU
Messenger RNA from Trichomycterus rosablanca, 1848 nucleotides. RefSeq names its product tetraspanin 3a (gene tspan3a). Gene Ontology annotation, cellular component: plasma membrane. The record is from RefSeq and is a predicted model, not a curated record. Lineage: Eukaryota; Metazoa; Chordata; Actinopteri; Siluriformes; Trichomycteridae. The transcript is spliced from 7 exons. Bases 272 to 1033 code for a protein of 253 amino acids.